Messenger RNA from Colias croceus (clouded yellow), 705 nucleotides. RefSeq lists its product as uncharacterized. NCBI's taxonomy places the organism in Eukaryota, Metazoa, Arthropoda, Insecta, Lepidoptera, Pieridae. The transcript is spliced from 6 exons. Bases 206 to 589 code for a protein of 127 amino acids. The record is from RefSeq and is a predicted model, not a curated record.
GUAUUCCAACUUAUUACCAACGUUGGAAUCAGAUUUCUGCUCAUUUCUCACAAAUUCAACACAGUUUAGUUUAGUUUUGGUCUAAAAAUGUAAAAAUAACGAUUCUCUCUUGUAAUGUAGACAGGAAGGAUAUCAAGAAAUAUAACGCUUUUAAAUUUUCAUAUACCUACACAUUUCGUAAUCUGUUGAUUGAACCGUACACAAAAUGGCGCUGAAGUUUUUCAUCAUGUUGGGAAUUGUAGCUAUCGUAUUAGCACGUCCAGAUCCAGAAUCAGUUAAGGUCAGCAGCGCUUCAGUGUCCCGUUCACAGACCUCCGUGCGGGCCACUGGUGAGAAGGGACAGGCGCAAAAGGCUAAGCUGACGCAGUCGUCGUUCAAAUGGUCGGAGAUGUCUCUAUACGAUGGCCGCGACGGCCGCCCGCUCUACAUUGUCGUUGAUAACAUCGUGUAUGACGUCACCGAGCUUAAUGCAUAUUAUUCACCAAAUAGUGCAGGCGGAGAUACAUUAGCAGUGCGUUCCUCUGGUUUACCUCCCUACAUUUCGGAAGAUACCUUACAGCCGUAUAAAGUUGGCGUAAUUGUGGCCUGAAAAACGUGGUGGAUUUCAAAAAAUUGAAAAUUUAUGCCCGCUGUUAAAUGUUGUUUAAAAUUAGCACUUCUUUUGUUCACUUCAGAUGCAAAAUAAUAAAAUAUGUUUUAUUCAAA